This is a messenger RNA of Parathielavia appendiculata, 264 nucleotides long. RefSeq lists its product as uncharacterized. Bases 44 to 259 code for a protein of 71 amino acids. The transcript has 2 exons. Lineage: Eukaryota; Fungi; Ascomycota; Sordariomycetes; Sordariales; Chaetomiaceae. The record is from RefSeq and is a predicted model, not a curated record.
GCUCCCACUAGGCGCACAUCCAUGUGUGCUUACGUAAACCAAAAUGCCUUAUAUAAUCAACAAAGAUGCAUCUAACGCAGCAUUGCCCUGCGCGAAAGUCAGCGCCAAAAGUCAACACCAAAGCACUAUAAUGGCCGCCUUCCCGAGGGCUUCUUCGAGUCACGUGACGAUUUGCUCGACUCAGCUAACUCGUAUGCAAAGCCUCGAGGCUGUGCCUUUACGACUCAACGGUCUUCUCGGCGGCUGGACGGCUUUCUGAAAGUC